CAAAAUGGGGGCCCUGCCCCCGGUGAAACGUGAAUAUCGCCAAGUGACGGCGGAGAAGCGAGGCCCGCCCUGAUCUAAGAUGGCGUCGCCCAUGAGGGCAGUGAUGUUGGGCAGCCGAACGCUGAGAUGUCUUCGGGUUACCGGGCUACAGAGGAGCUACGUCACGGUCAGCGGCAGGAGGGACGUAACAUUCAAACUCGAUGGGAAAACAGCCCACAGUAGCCUGGACCUGUUCAAGAAGGACACAGGAAUAAUCUAUCACAUGCUAGGUAUUGACCCAUCCAAAAUCCCACAGAACCCUGAACGUUUUCGAGAAUGGGCUGUAGUGCUGGGAGACACUUCAAUAUCGAGCGGUCGCCAUUACUGGGAAGUGACCGUGAAGAAGUCCAAUGAAUUCCGCUUAGGUGUCGCAGAUGCAGAUAUGUCCAGGGAUGAAUGCAUCGGAGUCAACAACCGUUCCUGGGUCUUUGCCUACAGCCAUAAAAAAUGGCAUGGCAUGGUGGCAAAUAAAACAAUCCCCAUCACCAACAUUGGCCAUCCAAGCAAAGUGGGACUCCUACUGGACUAUAAUAAUAGGAAGCUAAGUCUUGUGGACUCUGACAAGGGUUCCCUUAUCCACACUCUCAAUGCAGACUUCCGAGGGCCAGUCUUGCCUGCGUUUGGUCUGUGGGAUGGAGAACUUCUAACCCACUCAGGCUUGGAUGUCCCUGGCAGUCUUUGAAGCCACCAAGUCUUCUCAGUCAAGUGCCUCUCCAGUCCAUAUUAUAUUCUGAUCAACAACUGGACUUCUUUUUGUUGGUGAUGGGUAUCCAAUGUAUUGCAGUGUUCAAGCUUUGUUUAUGCAGUGCUUUACCUUCUACAAAAGUCCAUCUGUAUUCAGUGUUCAUAUACAAAUGGAAAUUGUUCUAGUAAUGUCUGUAAUUAAAAGAAAUGCACAACCACGAGUGAUA
Messenger RNA from Nanorana parkeri, 950 nucleotides. RefSeq names its product SPRY domain containing 4 (gene SPRYD4). The transcript has 2 exons. Gene Ontology annotation, molecular function: protein binding. The coding region runs from base 80 to 721 and encodes 213 amino acids. The record is from RefSeq and is a predicted model, not a curated record. Lineage: Eukaryota; Metazoa; Chordata; Amphibia; Anura; Dicroglossidae.